Gadus morhua (Atlantic cod) is the source of this 1707-nucleotide messenger RNA. It is a transcript of the gene ephx4, whose product is annotated as epoxide hydrolase 4. Gene Ontology annotation, molecular function: catalytic activity. NCBI's taxonomy places the organism in Eukaryota, Metazoa, Chordata, Actinopteri, Gadiformes, Gadidae. The coding region runs from base 404 to 1516 and encodes 370 amino acids. The transcript is spliced from 7 exons. The record is from RefSeq and is a predicted model, not a curated record.
UUCAACUUCUGGCCAACAGGAUCAGGGUGACGGAGACACACAGAGACCGCGGCGGUGGACUGGUUGUUAUAGGAGACACCGCCAGGUGGACUGGUUAUUGUGUGGUGUGUGUGGUGUGCUCUCGUUCUCCCAAAUUGCCCCCCUCCCCCCAAGCAUCCCUCCUCCAUCCACGCAGGCGUGCAUCCUCUCCUCCUCCUCCUCCGUCUCUCCAUCACUCCCCGACAUCCUCCCAUGCAGACGGUCGUGUUCAUCCAUCGUCUGCCCGUUUCGCCGACACCACGACCACUCCCACCCCACAAUAGCAGCCCGUUCCCCGGGUAGAGCCACCAGCUAUACCCGAUCUGACAACCGGACCUCCGUCGAUUUAGGAUUAUUAUUAUUUAUUUAUUUUUGCAAUGUAAAGAUGGCCAGGGUCGUCCCCAACCUGGUGUCGUUCCUCAGCAGCCUGCCGCUCCGGGUGCGGGCGCUGGGCUACUGGUCCCUGGUCUACGGCGCCUCCCUGCUGUGCGCCGCCGCCGCCCUGCUGCGCCUCUGGUGGAGCGUCCUGCUCAGACCCAGCGGCACCUUCCAGUGGGGCGUCCGGGGCGACCCCCCGCCGGCCUGCCUCAACGACACGUCGCUCGGGACCCACUGCUACGUCCGGAUAAAGGAGUCCGGUCUGAGGUUCCACUAUGUGGCGGCUGGUGAACGGGGGAAACCCCUCAUGCUGUUCCUCCACGGCUUCCCAGAGUUCUGGUUCUCGUGGCGGUACCAGCUGCGGGAGUUUAAGAGCGAGUUCCGCGUGGUGGCGGUGGACAUGCGGGGCUACGGGGAGUCGGAUGUCCCACUCUCGGUGGAGAGCUACCGCUUCGAGCACCUGGUGACCGACGUCCGCGACAUCGUGGAGUACCUCGGGUACAACCGCUGCUGUCUGGUGGGCCACGACUGGGGCGGCACGGUGGCCUGGCUGUUCUCCAUCCACUACCCCGAGAUGGUGACCAAGCUCAUCGUGCUCAACUCCCCGCACCCCUCCGUCUACGCAGACUACGCCCUGCGUCACCCCAGCCAGCUCCUCAAGUGCAGCUCCUUCUUCUUCUACCAGCUGCCCCGCCUGCCGGAGCUCAUGCUGUCAAUCAACGACUUCAAGGCCCUCAAGGCCCUGUUCACCAGCCGGAGCACGGGCAUCGGGAGGAAGGGCCGCUGGCUGAGCUCCGAGGACAUGGAGGCCUACCUGUACGCCCUGUCCCAGCCCGGGGCCCUCACUGGGGCCCUCAACUACUACAGGAACGUCUUCAGCUCGCUGCCCCUGACCCAGCAGUGCGUGCGCUCCCCGGUGCUGCUGCUGUGGGGGGAGUGCGACGCCUUCCUGGAGCAGGGCAUGGCGGAGGCCUGCCGCCUCUACAUCCGCAACCACUUCCGUCUGAACAUCAUCUCGGGCGCCGGCCACUGGCUGCAGCAGGACCAGCCCGACAUCGUCAACACCCUGAUGUGGACCUUCAUCAAGGAGGGCGAGGGCCGCAAGAGCCACCGGCACUGACGCACGCACACACUCAGACACACACACACGGGCCGACACGCACGUACUCACACACGCACACGCACAGGGACGCACUGCCGCACACACACACACACUCAAACACAUACACACACACACAAACUCAGACACACGCACACGUGCAGACACGCACGUACUCAAAGACGCAUGCGCAAGGGGACGCACUGACGCAC